Cyprinodon variegatus (sheepshead minnow) is the source of this 573-nucleotide messenger RNA. Its product is annotated as serine/threonine-protein kinase pim-2-like. Gene Ontology annotation, cellular component: cytoplasm. Lineage: Eukaryota; Metazoa; Chordata; Actinopteri; Cyprinodontiformes; Cyprinodontidae. The transcript has 3 exons. Gene Ontology annotation, molecular function: ATP binding; protein serine/threonine kinase activity. Gene Ontology annotation, biological process: negative regulation of apoptotic process; protein autophosphorylation; regulation of mitotic cell cycle. The record is from RefSeq and is a predicted model, not a curated record. Bases 1 to 573 code for a protein of 190 amino acids.
AUGCUGUGGUUCUCUCUCUCAGAGAAGCAACACUUCUGCAAACUGUACCACUUUGGACCUGUGGUGCUUGGCAGAGGCAGCUGUGGUGUCGUGUUGUCCGGUCAGCGGUUGUCGGAUGGACUCCCGGUUGCAAUCAAGCGGCUCUCCAGGGAGCUGGUUUGGCAGUGGGCGGAACUGGACGGUGCGCUGAGCCCGGUCCCCAUGGAGAUCGCGCUCCUGAAGCGAUUAUCUGGAGUCGAGGGUCUCAAGGGUGUGAUCAAGAUGCUGGACUGGUAUGAGGUGGAGGGGUGGGGCUUCCUGCUGGUAAUGGAGCAGCCGCCGCAUUGCCAGGAUCUGUUUGACAUCGUGACUCAGCGAGGAGCGCUGCCUGAACGCCUAGCUCUCAGGUUCUUCCGGCAGGUCGUUGAGGCGCUGCAGGUCGUGCAUUUGCACGGCGUUGUGCACCGGGACAUCAAGGAUGAGAACAUUGUGGUCAACACAAGAACGCUGGAGGUGAAGAUUGUAGACUUCGGAUCUGCUGCGCUGCUGAAAGAUGGCGCGUAUGAUGAGUUUGGAGGUGCAGAGCUCAGCUGA